Clunio marinus is the source of this 703-nucleotide messenger RNA. The record is from the annotation of a GenBank genome assembly. NCBI's taxonomy places the organism in Eukaryota, Metazoa, Arthropoda, Insecta, Diptera, Chironomidae.
UUUUUUCAUUUUAGAUCGGCUCUACAGAAUUUUUAGUUUAUUUUGUUUAAUAAUAAGUUCUUCUGCAACAAUCAUGUUUAUUCUAUUCAUAUCAGCAGUUGUUGGAUUCGCAAUUGGUAGAGUGAUAUCGUUGCUAUUGUCUCAAUUAUUCCAACAACGAGUGCAAUUGUUUCAAGACAGUGCUCGUACAUUAAUCGUUCUGGGUUCUGGAGGACAUACAACUGAAAUGCUAGAGAUUGUCAAUAAACUCAAUUUCAAUAAAUAUACCCCACGAUAUUACGUUGUGGCAGAAAAUGACCAAAACUCAGUUGACAAACUCCUUGCAAUUGAAGAAAACAAAAAAGAUUACAAAAUUUAUAUGAUCACUCGAAGUAGGAAAGUCCAUCAAAGUUACGCAUCAUCAAUCAUCACAACAUCAUUGUCAUUCUUAAAUUGUAUACCAAUUCUCAUGCAUGCUCGACCUAAUCUCAUUCUAUGUAAUGGACCUGGAACUUGCGUUCCACUCUGUAUCGUAGCAUUUCUAUUCAAAGUCUUCUACAUCAAUAACAAAUGUAAAAUUGCAUUUAUUGAAAGUUUUUGCAGAGUGAAAUCAUUGUCACUCUCAGGAAAGAUUCUUCUUUAUUUAACUGAUAUUUUUGUAGUUCAAUGGCCAGAUGUUAGUAAGAUUUCGAGAAAAAUUUUGUACUUUGGUCGAUUGACAUGA